Molecule: messenger RNA, 2393 nt
Organism: Nanorana parkeri
Lineage: Eukaryota; Metazoa; Chordata; Amphibia; Anura; Dicroglossidae
Gene: CRAT
Product: carnitine O-acetyltransferase
Exons: 14
Coding region: 293-2170 (625 amino acids)
Biological process (GO): carnitine metabolic process, CoA-linked
Cellular component (GO): peroxisome
Molecular function (GO): carnitine O-acetyltransferase activity
Source: RefSeq, a predicted model, not a curated record
CAGAUUUCCAGACAUUUCAUGGCCCAGCUGGAAUGUACAUGGCAGCGUCUCGAGUUAACGAUUAACGCUAUCGGGGGUGUGAUAAGCACUUUAAAGGGCAUGCCCGUUUUAAAAAUGGCGGCUGCGCCCCACCCUCGUCACUAUGGGCAAUACACAGUUGAUCAGCAAUGAAGUUUCCAUCUACCCUUGUCACACUGUCCUUGUGACUGACAGAUCAGCCCGAUACUGACAGCUCCCAGCUCACACUGGGACUUUGAUCUGGGGAUCUAAGCAGAUCAGUCCUGCAGCAAUCAUGUUGGCUUUUAUAGCAAAAAGCAUGGCCAAGCCAGUCCGCUUAGUAAAGCCUGUGUCAUUGAUGAAACUGCCAGGCAGGUACCUGGCACAUCAGGAGGCAUUGCCACACCUGCCCGUCCCUGCACUUCAGCAGACGCUGGACAAAUAUCUAUUGGCUUUGAAACCUCUGAUAAGUCAGGAGGAAUGGAGCCAGACAAACCAAAUGGUGGAGGAAUUCCGGACUUCGGGAGUGGGUGAAAGGCUACAGAAGGGCCUAGAGAGGAGAGCAAAGAAGACAGAAAACUGGCUUUCAGACUGGUGGCUGCAGACAGCUUACCUAGAGUACCGUCUGCCGGUCGUGGUUCAUUCGAGCCCCGGUGUGGUGCUACCAAAACAAGACUUUGCGGACAGACAAGGGCAACUUAGAUUUGCUGCUAAGCUGAUUGAAGGCGUCCUUGACUUUAAAUCUAUGAUAGACAAUGAGACCCUGCCUGUAGAACAUCUUGGUGGUAAACCGCUCUGUAUGCAUCAGUACUACCAAUUAUUAUCUUCCUGUCGUAUUCCGGGCCAGAAGAGAGACUCUGUCGUCAACUGUAACCAAGCCAAGAAGGCCCCCACUCACAUUACAGUGGUCCAUAACUUUCAGUUCUUUGAAUUAGAUGUGUAUCACAGUGAUGGAACGCCCCUUACCACAGAUCAGAUUUUCAUACAACUGGAGAAGAUCUGGGGGACCUCACUUCAGUCUAAUAAGGAGCCCAUUGGCAUCCUAACCACAAAUCACCGGAACAGCUGGGCCAAAGCGUACAACAAUCUCAUUAAAGAUAAGAUCAACAAAGAGUCCGUGCGUACCAUCCAGAAGAGUAUCUUCACAGUGUGCCUGGAUGCCCCAAUGCCCAGAGUCUCUGAUGAUCUCUACAAGAGUCGGGUGGCAGCCCAAAUGUUACAUGGUGGAGGCAGCCACCUGAACAGUGGGAAUAGAUGGUUUGACAAAACCCUGCAGUUCAUAGUAGCAGAAGAUGGUUCGUGUGGGCUAGUGUAUGAACAUGCUCCUGCAGAAGGACCUCCUAUUGUAGCCUUGAUUGACCAUGUCGUUGAAUACACGAAGAAGCCAGAUUUUGUCAGGUCACCAAUGAUACCUUUACCGAUGCCCAAGAAACUGCGUUUUAACAUCACUCCAGAAAUUAAGAAUGACAUUGAGAAAGCCAAGCAGAACCUCAAUAUAAUGGUUCACGACCUGGAUGUUAAAGUCUUUGUUUUUAAUAAGUUCGGGAAAAAUGUCCCAAAGGCUGAGAAGCUGAGUCCGGACGCCUUCAUCCAAGUGGCUCUUCAGCUGGCUUAUUAUCGGAUGUACGGAAGGUCCUGUGCCACCUAUGAGAGUGCCUCACUUCGAAUGUUCCGCUUGGGGAGGACAGAUACCAUCCGGUCUGCUUCGGUUCAAUCUCUGGAGUUUGUCCAAAGCAUGGAUGAUGCUGGAAAACAGAACCAAGAAAAAGUGGAUCUACUGAGGAAAGCAGUGCAAGUGCAUCGUUCCUACACAGACACGGCCAUCAGUGGUAAGGCCAUAGACCGCCAUUUACUGGGACUGAAACUUCAAGCUAUCGAGGAUUUGGUUAGCAUUCCUGAAAUCUUCAUGGACACAUCGUACGCCAUUGCGAUGCAUUUUAAUCUCUCCACCAGCCAGGUGCCUGCUAAGACGGACUGCGUUAUGUGCUUCGGCCCCGUGGUCCCGGAUGGAUAUGGCGUUUGCUACAACCCCAUGGAAGAGCAUAUCAACUUUGCAGUGUCUGCGUUUAACAGCUGUGCAGAAACCAAUGCGGCCAGGUUGGCUCACUAUUUGGAAAAGGCUUUGUUGGAUAUACAGCAGCUGAUUCAGCAUACUCCAAAAUCCAAGCUGUAACCCACUAAGAUGGGCCUUACCUCCAGCAAGAGACUCUGAAUGGAUUUUAUGGUGCAUUGACCAUGUAUGUGCAAGCUUGGGCUCUCCUUACUGGCUUCUGAACCACCAAUAACUAUAUAGACUACAGCCAAAAAAACAAAAACAGUGCCGUGCCCUUCCUACUUUGGAUGGCCCAAAGCACCAUGGAAGCAUCAGAAAUUUCAAAUCAAGAUUCACUACUCGC